GCUCAUUUUUCUGCACAGAAGCUCUUGGGCUUGGAUUUGAGCUUUGCACCUGGGCAGGGGAAAUGUCUCCUCACAUGCUGAGAGAGAAGGUGCAGCAAGUAAGAGGUUAAAAAAAUGCUCUGGCUGCAGCUUUAAAACUUAACAUGGAAGGUAUCAAACUGAAUUGGGUAGGAGGUUCCUUGUCUGGCACACGCCUUGGCAGCACAGCGCUAUCUGAUCUCAGAGGCAAUCAGACACUGGCUGGAUUGCAGGAAGCUGCCCUCCGGCAGUCAAGUCCUAACUCUGAGAAGGGCUCAGAUCCCUGACGUCUCAGGGGCAGUGUGCAGCCGGGCACAGCUCAGGAGCACCAGGGGGUAGAGUGGGUGGUGUUGUGUUCCUGGAGAUAAAUACAUUCUUUCCCUAGUUUGAUUUUCCUAGACAGUCAGCUAGGGGGAGAGUGAAGGAUGCAGUUUGGGAGAUGAGUGCCACCAAGGAGGACAGCCGGUGUCUGAAAGCAGUUCGGAUUGUCACUGACCUGUGCCGGAAGAAAAGCCUGCCCAGCCUGGAUUUGGACACCUGCAGGGGGUUCCUCCUCCUGCCUUCAGACCAGAGCCUGAGUAUCUCGGAGCCAGAGCUCUCCAUCAGCCUCCUUGCAGUGAUAGUUAGUGUGUGUGGCCUCGCCUUGGUGGCAGUUUUUCUCUUUCUCUUUUGGAAGCUGUGCUGGGUGCCCUGGAGGAACAAGGCCAUUUCUUCUAACGUCUCCCAGAGCGAGGCGGCCUGCAACCAGGAGACCAUGGCAGACAAGCUAAAGGACACAGGCACGCUUGGCUUCCUGGAGGCAGCUGUGAAGAUCAGCCACACCUCGCCGGAUAUCCCAGCCGAGGUCCAGAUGUCCAUGAAAGACCAUAUCAUGCGGCACGCUCGGCUACAGAGGCAAACAACAGAGCCAGCAUCGUCCACCAGGCACAUUUCCUUCAAGAGGCACCUGCCUCGGCAGAUGCACGUGUCCAGCAUGGACUAUGGCACAGACCUGCCCCUUGAGGCCGAGCAGCCAACCAGCAUUGGCAGGAUUAAACCAGAGCUUUAUAAGCAAAAGUCUGUGGACUCUGAGGACCCCAAGAAGGAGGCGGCAAAAACCUGUGGGAAAAUAAACUUCACCCUCAAAUAUGACUAUGAGAAUGAGACACUGAUUGUGCGGAUCCUCAAGGCCUUUGACCUGCCAGCCAAGGAUUUCUGUGGCAGCUCAGACCCCUACGUCAAGAUCUACCUCCUGCCUGACAGGAAGCGCAAGUUCCAGACGCGAGUCCACAGGAAGACUCUGAACCCCACCUUCGAUGAGUCCUUCCACUUCCCUGUGCCCUAUGAGGAGCUGACUAGCAGGAAACUCCACCUGAGUGUCUUCGACUUUGACAGGUUCUCCAGGCAUGACAUGAUAGGGGAGGUUAUCUUGGAGAACCUGUUUGAGGCCUCGGACAUUUCCCGGGAAACCUCCAUCUGGAAGGAUAUUCAGUACGCGACAACUGAAAGCGUGGACCUGGGAGAGAUCAUGUUUUCCCUUUGUUAUUUGCCAACUGCAGGUCGCCUCACCUUAACAGUCAUUAAAUGCAGGAAUCUUAAAGCUAUGGAUAUUACCGGCUACUCAGAUCCGUAUGUCAAGGUGUCUCUGCUCUGUGAUGGGCGGAGGCUGAAAAAGAAGAAAACCACCAUUAAGAAAAACACUCUUAAUCCUACCUACAAUGAGGCGAUAAUCUUUGAUAUUCCCCCAGAGAACAUGGAUCAAGUUAGCCUGCUCAUCUCCGUCAUGGAUUAUGAUAGAGUUGGUCAUAAUGAGAUCAUUGGAGGUUGCCGUGUGGGGAUCAAUGCCGAGGGCCUGGGCCGAGACCACUGGAACGAGAUGCUGGCAUACCCUCGCAAACCGAUUGCACACUGGCACCCAUUAGUGGAGGUGAAGAAAUCCUUCAAAGAGUGGCAAGGCCGAGCAGCAAGCUUCGACAGCCAAGGCUCAUGUCCAUCUCCUAAGCCACCUCCCACACCAUGAGCCACUGAAGCAGUGGAUUAGAAUGGAACUAAACAAAGUUAUUUUGCACUUGUCCUACAGUCUGAACAACUUGUUGCUGAGUGGCAACAGUGAGGCGUUCCAGGCCUAGUUGUUCCAACGUAGGUAAAGGCAGAAGAAACACUUUGUGGUCAAAUUUGUCUUGGUCUGUUAUGUCUCCCAAGAUGAUGUUUGUGGUUUGCAUUUUAUGGAUCUGCUGCCCGAGGAAGAAGAUGGAAUAAAACAUGAGCUGGGAGGUUGGUCUGUAAAAUAAUGUGUAAAAUGCUGGACCAGUAACAGAGACCUUCUCAGCCUAUCUGCACACCGAUGACAUGCCCCAGGGAAGAGGCAUGGGGAGAAGCAUGCUGCUGCAUUUUCUGACUGAUUGGAACCGUAUAAAUAGAAGCCUUGAUUAGACUUCAUGUGACCAGCUCUUUAUUAUUGUGAUCAAUCUGAAUUCAGCCACAUGUUUACAGGUUUCUUAUUCACGUAGAAAUGUUCAUGAGCCUUUCAAAGUUUGUGCCGUGUGUACCCCAAACUUCCUUCUGUGAUGUAUUGAAGAUUUGUUGAUUCCUCAGGGAAAAUGAUCCAUUUUCUGUAUUCUCACUAGGGCCAUUUGCAUGAACACAGUUAUAGAUCAUAGAAUAUCAGGAUUGGAAGGGACCUCAGGAUGUCAAUCUAGUCCAACCCCCUCCUCAAAGUAGGACCAAUCCCCAAUUUUUGCCCCAGAUCCCUAAAUGGCCUCCUCAAGGAUUGAACUCACAACCCUGGGUUUAGUAGGCCAAUGCUCAAACCACUGAGCUAUCCGUUCCCCCCGACCCCUGUCUGCUACUGCUGCUUGUUCCUCUGUGACGUCACUUGUCUGAUGCGGAGUGAAGAGUACUGUGUUGACACAAGCAGGGUUCUGAUGUGAGGUGGGAAAUGGGCUAUAGGAGCAGGUGAAAGUCUUGCAUAAACACUAGAUCUUUAUUUUUAUAAAUGAUCCUUAGCAGUACAGCGUGAGAGAAUACAGGGGAGCACAAAAAAUAUAAACAAGUUUUUUUUUAAUUUUUAAAGCUUUAAAUUAGGGCUGUCAAACAAUUUUUAAAAAAUCACAAUUCAUCAUGAGAUUUUUUUAAAAAAAAGUUGUGAUUAAUCGUAAUUUUAAUUGCACUGUUAAACAAUACUAGAAUCCAUGCUGAAUUUCAAUUGGUAAGCAUGUCCUCUGGAAUGGUGGUGGAAGCACGAACGGGUAUACAAAUGUUUAGCAUAUCAAGCACGUAAAUAUCUUGCAACGUCAGCUACAACAGUGCCAUGCAAACGCCUGUUCUCACUUUCUGGUGACAAUGCUGCCCGCUUCUUAUUGACAAUAUCUCCUGUAAAUGUAAACAAGCUUGUUUGUUUUAGCGAUUGGCUGAAAAAGAAGUAGGACUGAGUAGACUUGUAGGCUCUGAAGUUUUACAUUGUUUUUGUUUUUGAGAGCAGUUAUGUAACAUUUCUAUAUUUGUAAGUUGCACUUUCAUAAUAGAUUACAUUACACUACUUGUAUGAGGUAAACUGAAAAAUACUUUUGUUUCAUUUUUAAUGUAAUAUUAAAAUGAGCACUGUACACUUUGUAUUCCAUGUUGUAAUUAUAUAAAUAUAUUUGGAAAUGUAGAAAAACAUCAAAAAUAUUUAUAAUAAAUUGAUAUUUAUUGUUUAAAUUUAACAGUGUGAUUAAAACUGUGAUUAAUUAGAGGUUUUUUAUUGUAGCUAAUUUUGUGUUAAUCUCUUGAUUUAAUUGACAGCCCUACUUUAAAUUUUUCCAUAAAUUGUAAGCAGCUACUUAAUAAGAGAAGUGUCUAAAAUCUCAAACCAAGGUAAAAGUCUGUUGUGAAUAAUGAAUGGUUGCUAAUGCCACUACCUGCAAGAUCCAGAAAAUGAUGUUACCACAUCUCAAUGUACCAGGUUUUUGAAUCCUACAAAGUCAGCUGGUAUUUAUCAGCAAAUGGACUUUUUGAGACUUUUAAUCUUGGACUUCUGUUCUCUAAGUUGCUAAAUACAUUAGUGUUUGUUUCACUGAUAUUAAACAAUUUUGGGCAGUCAUCCCCUUCCUCUCUAAUCACCAAUGUACAGGUACGGUGACUCAGGUUAGCAAGCACCUGAGCCAGCAAUCAGUUUCCAGCUCAGCCUCAUUUCCCCUAAAUGUCACACCAUGCACUAGUCUAUACUGUGCAUCAUGAUUGACUGAUCUGAAUGUUCUAGACUUGUAUGUAUAUCUUUGCUGGGUGAGAGGAGGAAGCCUUUGUUCGGUGAAGCACAAAUACCUAACUUCUCACUAGACUUUGUAUCUUAAUACUCUGUGUGCCACAUGCUAAAGGAGCAGAAACUCAAUAAAAGAUUUGAUUUGUAA
Messenger RNA from Caretta caretta (loggerhead turtle), 4385 nucleotides. RefSeq names its product synaptotagmin 6 (gene SYT6). The record is from RefSeq and is a predicted model, not a curated record. NCBI's taxonomy places the organism in Eukaryota, Metazoa, Chordata, Testudines, Cheloniidae. Gene Ontology annotation, biological process: calcium-ion regulated exocytosis. Gene Ontology annotation, cellular component: plasma membrane; exocytic vesicle. Gene Ontology annotation, molecular function: calcium-dependent phospholipid binding; phosphatidylserine binding; SNARE binding.